This is a messenger RNA of Eremothecium gossypii ATCC 10895, 2715 nucleotides long. RefSeq names its product glucose-induced degradation complex subunit VID28 (gene VID28). The transcript has a single exon. Gene Ontology annotation, biological process: proteasome-mediated ubiquitin-dependent protein catabolic process. Bases 1 to 2715 code for a protein of 904 amino acids. The record is from RefSeq and is marked provisional. NCBI's taxonomy places the organism in Eukaryota, Fungi, Ascomycota, Saccharomycetes, Saccharomycetales, Saccharomycetaceae. Gene Ontology annotation, cellular component: GID complex.
AUGAUUACGAGUAUGGUCAGCAGCGAUGGCGGGGCUCCAAGCCUGCUGCAGCCUGAGUUGGACCGCAUGUGUGACUUGAGGCACCGCGUUUUAGGUGACCAGGCAAGCAAGCUCCAGCUGUUUCUGGAAGACGGCGAAUUGAUACAACAUUUGAUCGACAUCGACAGCCGGGACGUCGAGAAGAAAGUGAAAAGCUUGGAAUUGCUGCUCAGCUUGAUGAACUUGGAGGCGGACGUGCGCAAUGAGCUUGACUACGUUUAUGCGUCGAUGGCCACGCGGAUAAUGCGUACGAUUUCGUUGGACGAGACGGUGCCGGUGGAAGUGUGUCACAAGACUUUGCAGUUGUUGAACCUCUGUUUGAACAACUGUGGGAUAGACUACUGUAAUGGGGACGCGGAUGUGCGGCGGGCUGUGCCCGUGGGUUUGCCCGGGCUUUUGAUACACUUCCUCGGGAUGAAUGAGAAGCAGAUGACUCCCGAGCAGAGCAUCUCCUGGGCCAACACGCUUUUGGAGUUAAUGUCUGCGGUGCUCAAAUGCCGGGAGGUGGUUUCGCUUCCGCAAGGGCUUCUUCUGCCGUUAGAGGCACUCAUGCUAUCACUAGUGGACCGCUAUGGUCACCAGUUGGACCUCAAAUACAUUUUAAAGGUCAGCGUCGCGCCGAACCCCAAGGACCAAGAGUACAUGGCAUUUAGCAACCGUGGGAUAGGAAGCAACCAACUCCUACCAUUCACGAGCACCCCGCGUGCGCUUGUCAUCCAGAACCCGUUGCACGAGACAUUGCUCUGGUUGGCGAUUGUCCUAUACAUCGAGUGCUACAAGGUUCAUCCAGUUAAAAAUAAUCUAUGGCUGGACAGCUCGUUCACCGUCUUCGUUACUGGCCUUCUAAAAUCCCAAAACACCAAUCUCAAAGCAUGUGCGGUGCAUUUCCUCGUGACUCCCUACUUCUUUAAUCCCAAGAAAAUGGUACAGAAACAAAGUCUGCAACUAUGGUUGCCUUACCUAAUUGAUUUAAUCAACUAUGAUGAUGUGCCGUGGUGGUUUGAUCCGCUAGACACGCUAGUCCAGUUGGUUACGUAUUACAACACACAAAACCCAUUGAACAAUGAGAUCAUAGAAUAUUUGUACAGGACUAACCUUUUGCAUGGGUUAAUCACCGUGUUUGUGAAAUGCCUCUCGUUGGAAUACCAGACCACAAGCUCUUUGGGUAUCAUCACCUCAUACCUUAAGCUAUUCGCACAGGUAACAGCUAAUGAUGAAAAAUGCAGAUUGCUCCUACUGGAAGACAACCAACUCAUGCAGCAUGUUGAACAUGCUCUUCAAACACAUUUGGACUUGUUAAGUGUGUUCAUCUUGAGCUCAGACAAGAUGAAAGAAAUGAUAGGACCAAACGACGUCAUGCCGCCCUUUUAUACCAGCGAGGUAACGUUGCAAUGGGUAACAUUAUUGAAGUCUUUUUCGCGAAGUGUUAACUCAUUGCGGACAAGAUUACGUCGAACCCUACUUGGAGAGCAACUAUUACAGAUGGCGGAGACAAUAUACAUGUUAUUAAAAAAGGGGAGCUUUGCUAGUGAUGAUCUACUUAAGGCUGAAAUGGAUAUAUUGGCUACAGUUUUCGCUGUAAUCUCUAAUUUUGCCAUGGAAUUCUCUAAUCUACAGGUUUACAUGGUGAAACACGGUGUAUUACAAAUGGCCCACGACAUCUUACUUGACCCGCUUUUCAACAGUCACGUAGAAUGUGGCGAGGAAUAUAUGCGGUAUAAGAAAAGAUUCCCGACUGAGAAUAUUAGUGCAGUAAAGAUUAAUGUGCUAUGGAUGUUAAAGCAUUUGAUAUACAAUUCGAAUACAGAGGACAAAUUGGAAUUAUUAAAAGUAAUACCCAUGGAUAUAAUCCUUGAAUAUAUCAAUGACCAGAAUUGGGCUGUUCAGGAACAGUGCUUCCAACUACUCCGCAAUUUGACCUGCAACUCCAGAAAAGUGAUUAAUAUCCUUCUUUACCACUUCAGAGAAAAGGAACCCUUCAAUUCUCCACAGAGCAACGAUGAGCAUAAAUGUGACCUGAAGUCUACUUAUCUAUUCGAAUUUCUCACCAAAAAAUUGAGAUCAUCAGACCCAAAGAAUGCCCACCAAAUGGGGACGAUAGUGUCCAUAAUACACAUUAUAGUGAACUUCACGGUCAUCAACGAAAGCAAGAGGCAAAUGGUUAUAGAGCAAGAAGAAGUUUUAGAAAUUGUAAAAGCAAUUCUAUCCGAGUCUAGCGCGAAUAACAGCAGGUUCUGUAAUAAUGAGGACGCAAAACUAGGGUGUAUUUGGAUGCUAACAAACCUCAUCUGGAAUUCUUCUUUUACCAGCUACACUCAUAGUGCUCCCGUCGACUACACACCAACGGCCCCCACUGGAGAUGCCUCCACAAGAAAUUCCGAAGCCAUCCGUUCAGCUCUGUUUGAACCUGGGAACUCCGGUAAUUACUCGGACGAUUCGGAGAACGAUGCCGAAACUGAAGGUAUCGAUAUGGAUGAGGCUGGAGACUUUGUUCGUCUCUCGUUCCAGUCUCCUACGAGUGCAAACCCGGCCUUGGUUCGAUACCGCAGACUAGAAAAAAUGGGUUUCUACGAGCUCAUUCAUGAACGGACUUUUGACGAAUACCUGAAUGUGCGGGAAAGAGCAAGGACAUUACUUUUCCAUAUGGAUAUGUUGCGGAAGGGUGGUGCAACUUAA